UGGAAAAACCCAGAGACAUUUAAGGGAGCAAGCUUCAGUUCUACCAUCGUAAAUCUUAUCAAUACAGUUAUUGGUGCUGGUAUCUUGUCUAUUGCUUACAGUAUCAAGCUUGCUGGUGUUGCAGGCUCCAUCAUCCUUAUUAUUGUUGUUUUGAUUCCUUCUCUGAUCACUUCGUAUUAUCUGUCGUGUGCUACAGUCUAUACGAAUGAGUCUGUUUAUGGAGUUGUCGGUACCAAGCUUUCUAACAAGGUUGUUGGUGCGUUAGCUGAUUUUUCGAAUGUUCUCCUAUACUUUGGAAUUGACAUUGCUUACAUGAAUGUCCUUUUCCAGCAAGUAGUGGAUAUUGGUUCUGAGGUAUUCAAUCAAGGAGAAUUCUUUAAUGAGUACAAAACUUGGAUUAGUUUCUUCGUUACUCUCAUUAUUUUGUUCCCUCUGAGUUCCAGUAAGAAUAUGGAUGCUCUUGCCUUCACUUCCUCCAUUGCAGUUGUUUGCGUCGCAAUCUUCGUUGUUGCUUGCAUUUAUUUGGGAGUUGUUGGCAUUGUGGAUCUGGGACUUGGAUAUAUGGCCUGAUACUAUAACUGGUUUGUCAACCGCUUUUGCUGUCUUCGUACUUUGCUUUUGCUCGCAUGUCAACAGCUCUAAGAUUGUGAGUGAGCUGAAGUUCAGUGCCAAGUCGAAGUUCCAGACGAAGGUCAACAAGAGCAUGCGUGCCACAAUCAUUGCCUACGUGAUUUGUGCGUUGAGCUAUUUCUUCGUGGGAAUUUGUGGUUACAUGGCGUUCGGAAACAGUAUUCAGGGAUCCAUUUUGGAUUCCAUGAAGGACAAGAACGUGUGGUUUAAGCCGAUCAUUCGAAUUGGAUAUGGACUGGUGGUGAUGUUCUCGUAUCCCAUUCUUGGAUUCCCUGCCGUGAACACGAUCGACGCUUACCUUUUCA
Messenger RNA from Blastocystis hominis, 935 nucleotides. RefSeq lists its product as hypothetical. The coding region runs from base 313 to 570 and encodes 85 amino acids. The record is from RefSeq and is a predicted model, not a curated record. The transcript has 3 exons. NCBI's taxonomy places the organism in Eukaryota, Bigyra, Opalinata, Blastocystidae.